GGCAUGUCUACACCACCAUGGCCAGAUACAGAGUACCAUAAUGUAGGUACAUUUGUAUCUCUGCCUAUAUCAAGAUGGGACUGCCACUUCUUCUCCUGGUGAGACUCUAUCCAAUGGAUCCGUGGUUGGACAUAAGAUCCCGAUUGGACUUCCGAACGGCAUGCAUCAUCCCUGGGCUUCCAAAGACUCCAAAAGAGCCGCGGCACUUUUCAAAGUCGAGACGAAGUACCUUUUGCCAAAGUCUCGAGACAACCAAUCCCAAGUAACCAAAGAUUGACCACGGACCGGCCCCCAGACUAAGCAUCAGACUGGAUCGGACUCCGCUCUUCGUCACACUCGGCUCAGGACCACCUUGGCUCCAUUGAAUGUUCGAAAAGGGGAACGCCUUCCAGUUAGCCGUCCAUCGUUGCUUCUUUGAUGUUGCGACGUCGUUUUCCGUUGUUUCUCUAGUCCUCCCCCUUCUCUUCCUCAAGUGUUUCUCUCUAGCAGCACCAUACCCUCCAACUCGAGCAAGCAACCGUGACCUUCUUUUUGCGCCCGUCAACCCCCUUUGUUACCUUUCCAAGUGUCGGUGACGGUGUUGGCGAUAACCUCAGUGUGCGCCUCUUGCGAUUCGUAUUAUUUCCUUCCUUGGCCGGCACAGUACUACUACGCGACCCAGUCCGUCCUCUUCUGUAAUCAACCAUGGCGCCCUCACAAGAUACCGCGGCUUAUAUCAAGUCGAUUGCGGAACCGCCACCUCCUGGGACUCCUUACGCCCUGCCUGUUCCUGGAACACAGCGACCGAACCGUACGGCAGUUUAUCGUCAUUGGAAGUUCGUCAACAGCCCUCUCCUCGAGACGCUCGACCCGGCUCACCAGACGGUUCACGAUCUCUUUGAAGCCUCAGUUGAGAAGGUGCCCAACAAGAAGUGCCUGGGAUGGCGCCCAUGGAACGCUGCCACCAAGACCUACGAGCCCAAGUAUGUUUGGAUCACUUACAAGGAGGUUGCUGAGCGGAGGAAGAACUUUGGCGCCGGCAUUGUCGCCAUCCACAAGUCCAUCGGCUUCACCGAGGAGAAGUAUGGCGUUGGUUUGUGGGCGCAGAACCGUCCCGAGUGGCAGAUCACUGAGCUUGCGCUCCUCUCCCAGUCCCUGUUCCCCAUCUCUCUUUACGAGACUCUUGGUCCCGAGACCACCGAGUACAUCAUCAACCACAGUGGUCUUACUGCCAUUGCAUGCUCUGUGCCCCAUAUCCCGACCCUCCUCAAGGUCGCGCCGCGUUGCCCAACCUUGAAGCUCAUUAUCUCCCUGGAUCCUCUGGAUGCUGGUGAGCCUGCUGGCCACACUAAGCGCGAGCUGCUCAAUGCCGCCGCUUCCAACGUGGGCAUCAAGAUCUUCUCCAUCGACGAGGUUGAGGCGCUGGGUGUCAAGUCGGGCCUCUCCAUGAAGCCUCCCAAGCGUGAGGAUGUUCUGACCAUCAACUAUACCUCGGGCACCACUGGCGACCCGAAGGGUGUCCUGAUCACCCAUGCUCAGGGUGUGGCCGGUAUUACUGCUGCCCGCUCGAUGCAGAGCAUCCUCUCCUCCGAUAUCCACAUCUCCUACCUUCCCCUGGCGCACAUUUACGGUCGCAUGGCCGACCAGACCGCUUUGGCCGAGGGCGCUAGCAUCGGUUACUUCCAUGGCGACAUCGCCGGCCUGGUCGAGGACAUGAAGAUCCUGCGCCCGACCGGCCUCAUGUCCGUCCCGCGUCUGUACAACCGCAUCAGCGGCGCUGUGCAGGCCGCCACCAUCGACGCCGACGGCUUCAAGGGCACCCUGUCCCGCUACGUUGUGGAGGCCAAGAAGCAGAGCAUGGCCCUGCCCACCGGCAAGGCCACCAACAAGCACUUCCUGUAUGACCGCAUCUGGACCAAGAAGGUUCUCAAGGGCGUGGGCCUCGACCGCGCCCGCACCAUGGUCAGCGGUUCCGCCCAGCUCGACCCUGAAGUGCACCAGUUCCUCCGCGCCGCCUUCGGCAACGAUUUCAUCCAAGGCUUCGGCAUGACCGAGUCGUACGCCACGGGCACCGCCCAGGUUCCCGGCGACUUCUCCACCGGCAAUAUUGGCCCCCCUUGCCCCUGUGUCGAGCUCUGCAUCGAGUCCGUGCCAGACUACGACUACACUGUCGACGACAAGCCGAACCCCCGCGGCGAGCUGCUGAUGCGCGGUCCCAUCAUGUUUAAGGAGUAUUACAAGAACCCGGAAGAAACCGCCAAGGUGGUUGAAGCGGACGGCUGGUUCCACACGGGCGACAUCGUCGAGGUUGACAGCAUGGGCCGGUUCAAGAUUAUCGACCGCAAGAAGAACGUGCUCAAGCUGUCGCAGGGCGAGUACAUCUCGCCCGAGCGUAUCGAGAACGUAUACAUGGCCAGCACCAACCUGAUCGCCAUGGCAUUUGUGCACGGCGAUCCCAAGGAGUCCAGCCUGGUGGCCAUCUUUGGGAUCGACCCCGUCACCUUCGCGCCCUAUGCCAGCAGGAUACUCAAGAAGAAUAUUGCCCCUGAAAACCUUGAAGAGCUGAAGCAGUCCGCCAACGACCCCCGUGUCAAGACGGCUUUCCUCAAACUGCUGGAUGGCAUUGGCAAGAACCACAAGUUCAACAGCUACGAGAAGGUCAAGAAUGUUUAUUUGGAUAUUGAGCCGUUUACGAUUGAGAAUGAGCUUUUGACGCCAACUCUCAAACUCAAGCGUCCCCAGGCCGCCAGGAAGUUCAGGGCCGAAAUCGACCGCAUGUACGAGGAGAUCAACGCUGCUGCCCAGACCAAGGCCAAGCUAUAGAGAGGGAGUUGGGAAGGCCAAGGAUGUGCUGUCGUUGUCAUCAUCAGCGUUGUUGGAGUUUUACGUGCAUGAAUCUACCUGCCUUUUGAUCUGAGCUGGACACUUAUCGUUUCCACUUUGCUUGUUGGUGUUGGUGCUGAUGCUGGUUCUGGUGCUUAGCUGAGGUGUUGUUUAAAUUUCUUGACAUGUCGUUGACUCUCAUCCCUUUUGUGUAUGAAUGAAAACUACUAUGGUUGGUUCAAUCAUGACCAUUCGAUGAUA
Neurospora crassa OR74A is the source of this 3063-nucleotide messenger RNA. RefSeq names its product long-chain-fatty-acid-CoA ligase 1. Lineage: Eukaryota; Fungi; Ascomycota; Sordariomycetes; Sordariales; Sordariaceae. Gene Ontology annotation, molecular function: long-chain fatty acid-CoA ligase activity. Gene Ontology annotation, cellular component: membrane; endoplasmic reticulum. The transcript is spliced from 4 exons. The record is from RefSeq and is a predicted model, not a curated record. Bases 685 to 2802 code for a protein of 705 amino acids. Gene Ontology annotation, biological process: long-chain fatty acid metabolic process.